AUGUCAACAGCGACAAGUUCGACCUUUAAACCAGCAACUUUUACAUUACCCCAUAUUUACACACCACUACCUACCAGCUCGACCAGUGACAGUCGCAACACUGAACCACCAGAUGGUGUAACCUUGAAGCUAUUCCCAACCACGACCACUGCUGAGCAAACAGCUACUGUUUCCACAGACAAUAGUAACACUGCUGUUAACACCAACAAUAACGAUAAUGCAGACUUGCCUAAACAUUUUUCAAAACUGACAUCGCGAGCACCCAAUGAAAUCACACGAACAACCCUCAUGCCAUGGACAACGUCUUCUUCGCAGAUCACGGCAUCAGCAUCGGCAUCUGUACGUCAUUUCAGUAAGAACGAUCAUCGACUCGAUGGUGGACACAUAGCAGGUGCUGUCAUUGGUAGUGUAGUGGGCGCUCUCUUGAUAGGCUAUAUUUUCUAUGUUCUCUGUUGGAGUCGACAAAAGACACUGCGAAGAGCAAGGGAGGAAAGACGCGCGAGACAGCCCUGGGAGAAAAUGGAAAAUGCUCAACAAAAGAGCCGUAUGAUGUCUAUGCGCGUGCCUCGUUCACAACCGCAAUAUAGUCACAAUAGAGUUGAUUCGGCUGCUUUACACGAUUCCGAGGAAGAUGACAAGUCUUCUUAUGAUAGUCCGAAAAGGCUGUCACCAGCAAUGAAGUUUGAAGCAGUAGAUGUCCAAAACCCAUACUAUCAGCAGCAAUUUUUUACUGAUCCACGUGAUUCAUUCGCGCCCCAGCCGUUUUUCCCAACUACACCACAGCCUUUCGCGCCAGGAACGUGGAACAAUAAUUACGCUUAUAGUAAUUCCUCAGGAAGAUUGUAUUAA
Mycotypha africana is the source of this 849-nucleotide messenger RNA. RefSeq lists its product as uncharacterized. The record is from RefSeq and is a predicted model, not a curated record. The coding region runs from base 1 to 849 and encodes 282 amino acids. The transcript has a single exon. Lineage: Eukaryota; Fungi; Mucoromycota; Mucoromycetes; Mucorales; Mycotyphaceae.